GGUGAGUUGAAUCGGACAACUGCAUCGCAUACACUGAAUCGUUCAUCGUCCCGUUCACACGUUAUACUAACAGUCUACCUAGAAAUAGUCGAUCCCAUGGAUAGCAGUGAUAGAUACACAAGAUAUAGCAAAAUUCAUUAUGUGGAUUUAGCUGGUUCAGAAAGGCUAAAAGGAGUUCAG
Trichobilharzia regenti is the source of this 180-nucleotide messenger RNA. The record is from the annotation of a GenBank genome assembly. Lineage: Eukaryota; Metazoa; Platyhelminthes; Trematoda; Strigeidida; Schistosomatidae.